This is a messenger RNA of Harmonia axyridis, 3390 nucleotides long. RefSeq lists its product as uncharacterized. The coding region runs from base 238 to 2202 and encodes 654 amino acids. Lineage: Eukaryota; Metazoa; Arthropoda; Insecta; Coleoptera; Coccinellidae. The transcript is spliced from 3 exons. The record is from RefSeq and is a predicted model, not a curated record.
AUGAAAAUCUAUGAACCUAAUGAAGAAAAAACGAGCGUGGCGCAUAAUCUCAAACCACGGGGCAACCUUGGGAGUUGAAAAUAAGUUGUUAACUGGAGGUUGCGCAUUGUCUCGACGCAUCGGACACAAAUGCCAUAGCUUCGCGCAGAUGCACUGGCUCUUUGUUGAUGGCCAUUUUGGUUAAGUCGUUUGUCAUUUCAACGUGUUUUUAAUAACAGUGAACAUCUAUGUCGAAAAAUGAAUACCGGUUUCGCGAUAAACGACAUCUUAUGCGAAAUAAGAAAGAAGAAAUUGGCGUACGACACUUUUUCGGCAAGUGAACAACUACUAAUAAAGGAGAAUAGAAACAAACCUGAUUUAGAUCUUCAACAUCAUGAUGGUGGUACUGCCAAGAAAUUUAACACCCAGUGGUAUGAUGAUUAUCCAUGGCUCUGUGGAUCUAAGACUUUCAACAGAUUGUUUUGUAUUGCUUGUGCUUUGUACGGUGGUGAUCAAGCCUGGGGUUUCGAUGGCAUAGAAGUCAUAAGAAAAUUUCAUGAACGGGCCAAUAAACAUCAGACAACAAAAAUCCACUGUACAAACAUGGAACAAUACGUUUUAGCAGGUAGAGCACGCAAAGUUCGUGGAAGUGAUGAUGAGAAAAAAAAGGAGAUGGGCCAGAUGCAGCGCAAGGAAAUUUUAUCGAGAUUAAUCGAUUUAAUCAUAGCUGUCAACAGAUACGGAAGAUGCGGUGAUAUUUUUGGUGAAAAUUCAGUAGGACAAAUGAUGUUGAGAAAAUAUCUCUGCGAUAUCUCACUGUACAGGCAAAUUUACAUGGAAGUGAAUGAAACGCUGAUCAAAACUAUGGAAUCUAGGAUGUUCGCGGAUAUCAAGAAGGAACUAUCCCAAACAGAAUUCUGCUCUUUGCUGAUAGACGAAAUUCCUACCAGAGAUAAAGAGUAUAGUGUAAUGGUGAGGUACAUCCACGGAGGCAAGGUCAAGGAGCGCUUCGUCGGGUUCUACAAAAUCGUCCAGAUAUUCGACCUGGCCCAGAUUUUCAACCAAGUUACCGGGGAUGUCCGAAAAGCUGUAUGCCACAGCUACGACGGUUGCUCCGCCAUGAAACCUCUACGUCUUGGCAUCAAAAGCAUCAUGCCCAAACUGCUAUACCUACCCAGUCAUCUACACGCACUCAGCGCGCUAGUCCUACAGAAUUUGGAGAGUAUCGAUGAGUUCCGAACGUUUGUAAGAAACGUAUCUUACGUAUGUAAUUUUUUCAAGAGUCCGAGGCGAAGUUACUACCUGAAGAAGAGUAACAUGGCCGCUCCACUGGAAACUGAGACUUUGUGGCGUUUCCACUCCAAUGCUAUCCUUAAUUUGAGGGUGCAUAGAUACCGCAUUCUUAAGGUAGUAAACAGUAUCUUUCUGGAUCCUAACGUGGGCGAUUUGGACAUGGUGAACUCUGCUUAUUGCGUCCAGAAAAUCCUCAAUUGUCCCUUGUUUGCCAUGUUCUGUUCACUCUACGCUAAGGUCUACAUAUACAUCAGCCACUUGUCUAACACGUUCCAAAAAAAACUAGGCGAAGACGACCUCAUCCAAGAGGUGCUGCAGGUAAUCAAGAGCAUAACCAACUUGAAGACAUCCGUCACCAUAACUCUGUGUAUCGAAGAAAACAAGGCCAUGAUGUCUUCUGAAGGCGCUGCCGAAAAGACGAAGGUGUUCAAGAGCUGCGCACCUAACAUCCUGGGUCUCAUCGUCGUGCAGAUAUCUGAAAUCUUCUUCGACCUCAAACACCUCAAGUUCGUUCGACUUUUAGACGAAACCAAAUUCACCAGCUACUGGAAUAGAUUCCCGAAGACUCUAUUUGCAGACUGCAUGGAUUUCUACAAGACUUUCUUCGAUUCGAGUCGCUUGGAAGAGGAGUUGAUGAAGAUUUACGCCGAUGCGCAAAAGAGGUUGAAUCCCUACGCGCUCUUUUGUUAUUUGUACGAUAACGAAUUGGCGGACGUGUACAAAGAGACUUACAGGUUGCUCAAGUUGUAUCUAACUUAUCCUUUGUUGAAGGUUAACAAUUCGGGCACGUGUACAGUUGGUAAGUUGAGGAAAUUCUUGGAUUUGCCGGAGAACCAGAUGAAAUCUGCUGUAUUGUAUGUGGAUGCCUAUCCGCAAGCAACUUCUGCAUAUGCUGAUUUCAAGAAGAAUGUUGUUGAGAGUAUGAGUUGAGUUUUAGUGUGAGAAAAAUGAAGUGGCUGCAAGGUUAGUGAUUGUGAGGAAUAGAGAUGGGCAAAAUUGCAUGAAUAAAGAUGGAAUGACGCCAGGGAAGAAAGAUUUUCAUUUUAAAAGGUACAAGGUGUCCCAAAUUCAAUGCUCACUGAUAGAAUCUCGAGAACCAUAAGACUUGGAGAGAAAAAAUCUUCAAGGAACGAUCUUUCGAAAUAUCAAAAUAUCAGAAAGCGGAUCACAGAUAUCUUGAUUCGUUCUCGAGUUACAGGGCGUUUCUGAAAAAUGAUUUCCCAAUAUCUCGCUAUAUUUUGGUUUAUGUUCUAGAUUAAAAAAUUCUAAAACUGUCCUUUAUAUCUUUAAAAGAGUAAUGUAUUUCUAGGAUCUGUCAUGCAUAUCACCAAAAUUACUGGAAAAAAGUUUUAUAAAUUUUCGAAUAUCUUGAACAGAAACCAAGAUAAAGCAAAAUAUUUUCAGAGAGGCCCUGUAGCUCAAAAAUGAAUCAAGAUAUAUAUGACGUGCUUUCUCAUAUCUUAUUAUUUCGAAAAAAGAGAUCGGGUCUUUGAAGAUCUUUUGUUUUAGAAUAGAUUUUUUCUCUUAUAGUAGUCCUCGAAGUGCUUUCAGUGAGCAUUGAUUUUGAAACACCUUGUACAUAGCACUCGUAGUCUCGAUUAUUUUUCUCUAGAAAGUGAUGAGGUGUUAUAUUUACUUUUUUUUUUUGACUCAUGGAAUCCAGUUACGUUGCGAGAUAUGAGUGUUUCCUCCUCUUCUUUUGCUUAAGGUUCCUAAAGACGAAACUGUGUAAAACCAAUUGAAGAAUUUAAAGGACAGUCAUAAACUUUAUUUUAUUUGCAUCUAGUGCCAUUUUUGGUAAGAAAGUAAAUCUUGUAGACACUGUAAUGAAAGACUGAUUUAUUGUAUAACAUUUCAAAGCGGAAGAAAAAUUUCUGAAAUUAUAAAGGGUAAAUUAAUGAUAUAAAUUACCUUUAAAAACGAAAAUUCACUAAAUGUUUGUAUUUUUCAUAAAAAUAACAUUUUCCUAUGUAUAUAUGUAUCUAUUUUUGAUAAUAUACUUCGUCCUUACGUUCAUGAAAAGCUAUUUUAUAUGUACAUAUUUCAUUUCAGUUCAAAUUGUUAACUUAAGUUGUUUUAUGAUAUUAUAGUAAUUUAAUUUGAUUGAAGUUUAGAAAU